This is a messenger RNA of Trypanosoma brucei brucei TREU927, 546 nucleotides long. RefSeq lists its product as hypothetical. NCBI's taxonomy places the organism in Eukaryota, Euglenozoa, Kinetoplastea, Trypanosomatida, Trypanosomatidae. The transcript has a single exon. The record is from RefSeq and is a predicted model, not a curated record. The coding region runs from base 1 to 546 and encodes 181 amino acids.
AUGCGAUGCACGCAUGUUCGCUUUUUUGGGAGUAGUGGCGUUGGACCGUUUGGAUCUUGGUUUGUGCGGAUUUUUGGUUCCGAUGUUGUGAGGAAAGGAUCCAUGAGCUUGGGAAAGCUUUCGUUGUCGAAUGGCGGUACCAACUUAAGGAAGUUCGGCUUCGAUACAUCGGGUGAUGCUCCUGACAGGAGUUUUAAGCGCGAUAGCGGAGCCGGUCCGUUUGAAAGGAGCGGUGGAGGCGGAGGCCCCUUUGGAGGAUCAUUGGGAGGACUAUUCGAUCGAGCAUUAGAAUGGUGUAGCGAAUCACAUGCACGCGACAUCGCACGCCGGGAGGGGAUUGACGUUAGAGACAUACGUUUCGAAAAAACCCCCGAGGGGGGCGUUAAGGUGAUGGUUGAUGCACCGAAUGCAACGAUUAAACAGAUAGAACAGCUAGGAGAAAAGGUGAUGGAUGAGUGUCCGGUGGCCCGGUUCAGGAAGACGCAGGUUACCUCGCCGCAACAAAAGGUGGAAUGGAUACGCAUUCCUGAUCGUUACGAUCGUUAG